Molecule: messenger RNA, 681 nt
Organism: Erythranthe guttata (spotted monkey flower)
Lineage: Eukaryota; Viridiplantae; Streptophyta; Magnoliopsida; Lamiales; Phrymaceae
Source: RefSeq, a predicted model, not a curated record
AUGUUAAAACUCAGCAGCAUAUUAAUCUUGCUCUCUCUCUUGUAUUUUCAUCACACGUUUUCCACAGCAACAAAACCUUCCUCUAACACCAAUCAUACAAACACAGCUAACGAUGAUGACGUCACCAAUUUCAUCAAAGCCGAAUGCCGAGCCGCCACUCUCUACCCAUCUCUCUGCAUCCAGUGUCUCUCUACUUACACCUCCACCACAACCCCGCUGAGCAGCCAUAAGCAGCUGGCUCAAGCCGCUCUGUCGGUCAGCUUAUCCAGGGCUCGAUCCGCGGCUACCUUCAUCUCCAAGGCGGCUCGGAUUAGGGGCUUGAAGCCGAUGGAGUACCGAGCCGUGAAAGACUGCGUGGAAAACAUGGCUAGCACGGUGGAACAGCUGAGCCGAGCAGUGAAGGAGCUCGGCGGCUGGAGUGGGACCCACCACCAGGUGGACUUCAACUGGCACGAAAGCAACGUCGAGUCGUGGGUUGGGGCGGCCCUCACUUUUCAGAACACGUGCCUCGAUGGAUUUUCGAGCACCGUGAUUGGUGGAAGUGUUGAGGUUGCUGUGAGGGUGAGGGUAAUUGAUUGUGCACAAGUCACCAGCAAUGCUCUGGCGUUGGUCCAUCGAUAUGCAGCCAAGCAUAAAUUAGUUAGUACUACUUCAUCACAGAGUACUGUCAACACGCCUUAG